Capronia epimyces CBS 606.96 is the source of this 1296-nucleotide messenger RNA. RefSeq lists its product as uncharacterized. The record is from RefSeq and is a predicted model, not a curated record. The transcript is spliced from 2 exons. Gene Ontology annotation, molecular function: hydrolase activity. Lineage: Eukaryota; Fungi; Ascomycota; Eurotiomycetes; Chaetothyriales; Herpotrichiellaceae. The coding region runs from base 1 to 1296 and encodes 431 amino acids.
AUGUCCUCUACCGAGCAGCCGCCAUCGUCAAGGGAGAUUAUCAAGACCUUCCGACCGGAUUUGCAGGUGUACGAGUCAUUGUACAAAACGAUCCACUUGAAUCCGGAGCUGUCGCAUCAAGAAUCCCAAACAGCGGCUUUGAUUGUCGACCAUCUCAAGCAUCUCAGUGACGAAUUCGAAAUCCGGACCAACAUCGGCGGUCAUGGAUUGAUCGCCAUUCUGAAAAAUGAACCGGGGAAGACCAUCCUGCUCCGGGCGGACAUGGAUGCUCUGCCGGUGGCAGAACGGACCAAUCUUGAAUAUGCCAGUCACAAAAGGCAGCUCGGUGCGGAUGGAAAGGAGACCCCCGUCAUGCAUGCUUGUGGACAUGACUUCCACGUGGUGUGUCUGCUGAUCGCCGCAGAGACACUCCUCCGUGCUCGCAGAUACUGGUCUGGCACCAUCGUCUUUCUUUUCCAACCUGCCGAAGAGGCAGGCGACGGUGCGCUUGGAAUGGUCAAGGACGGGCUGUUCGAUGGCAAUCGCCACGACUGCCCCGUUCCCGACAUGGUGCUGGGCCAACACGUAGCUCCUAUCCGAGCAGGGAUCGUGGCGUCCAAAGCAGGUCCCAUCAUGAGCUCAUCUGACAGCCUCGGAGUCACCAUCUUCGGCCGGGGCGGCCACGGAAGCAUGCCUCACCGCUGUAUCGACCCUGUUGUGAUUGCCAGCCAUAUUGUGGUUCGGCUGCAGACGAUAGUGAGCCGCGUGGUGCCUCCCGACGAAGUGGCCGUCAUCACCGUCGGGUCCAUUCACGCCGGCGAGGCCGAGAAUGUGAUUUGUGACCGUGCAUUCUUCACCAUCAACAUCCGGACCCUCAGCGAAGAGGUCAGACUUCUCGUCCUAGACCACGUCAGGAGAACGAUCGAGGCGGAAUGUAGCGCCGGAUUCUGUGAGAAGCCGCCCCAGAUCGAGCAUCACAUGAGCCUUCCCGUCACGGCCAAUGCUGCACCGGUGGACGACCGGCUGCGGCGGGUGUUCCAAGAUUACUUUGCGCAGGAGUUCAUCGUCGCGCCAAAAAGCAGCCUGGCAAGUGAGGACUUCAGCCUUCUGGCCUCCUCGAUCGGCAAGCCAUAUUACUUCUGGCUGUUCGGCGGCAUCGACCAGCAAAAGUGGGACUCACUUGCCGCAGUGAACAAGCUGGACACGGUCCCAAUCAACCACAGCCCCAACUUUGCGCCCGCCAUUCAUCCAACGCUCCAAACCGGUGGAGACGCCAUGACUAUUGCUUCGCUGGCAUUCCUUCAGAGAUUGACGUAG